Messenger RNA from Selaginella moellendorffii, 1368 nucleotides. Its product is annotated as ubiquitin-conjugating enzyme E2 variant 1C. The record is from RefSeq and is a predicted model, not a curated record. NCBI's taxonomy places the organism in Eukaryota, Viridiplantae, Streptophyta, Lycopodiopsida, Selaginellales, Selaginellaceae. The transcript is spliced from 7 exons. The coding region runs from base 612 to 1142 and encodes 176 amino acids. Gene Ontology annotation, cellular component: nucleus. Gene Ontology annotation, biological process: DNA damage tolerance; protein K63-linked ubiquitination.
GGAAGAUCAUGUGUGGAACAAGAGCAAUAUCUCUUACAUCUGGACUCCACUAGUUUGCGGAGAAUGCCAGAUGCCGCUUUGAAGGUCAAGACAAGCAAUGAUUUCGCUGCUGCGCUUGUCAAGGAUGAAUUGAAACAUCUCAUUCCUUCGGCUGAAGGGUCAAAGAAUUCCGCCUGGUGCUUCUGGUGGUGGUACCAAUCCGCCAGCGAAGUGAGCCAUUUUUUUCCGGCAGUCGUUUUCACGAUGCACUUUGUUUAUUGCGCUUGUCUCUCUGGAUCAACUGGCCCCAGUGUAAUAGGAUUUUCUAAGCUAGCUUAAUCAUGAUGGAGAGGUUUUGUUUCCUAAUAGAAGUAUGCACCAAUCAUUGUCCCAAGUUUAGUGCAAAAACAUUCAUUCAACCCGGAAAACAUUAAGCUACUUAGCACUGAGAACCACUACUCACGCAACUAUCAUCAAGGCGAACUUGUGUUGGUGGGGAAAAAGAGAGACAGCGGGUCCCUGGAAGCACAAAACAGGCGUCCUUGGGACGAGAUUCAAUAGUGCGAGUCGAAAUCUCGAAGCUCUCGUCGAUCGUCGCCGACUGUGUGCUCCUGCUUCAGCAGCUCCCGGAUAUGAUCCUCUGGAAAAGACAAAGACGGAACGUUCAGGAAGAGCCGCAGGAAGGCUCCCCGGAGGAAGCAGCAGCAGCAGCAGCAGCAGCUCAGGGAAGCAUGUCUCGAGCCAAAGUACACGUUCCCAGGAACUUUAGAUUGCUCGACGAGCUGGAGCGAGGAGAGAAAGGACUGGGCGAUCCCGCGGUGAGCUUAGGAAUGGACGACGCCGACGAUUUGCUCAUGUAUUCCUGGCGAGGAACCAUCCUGGGCCCUUACGACUCUGUUCACGAGGGUCGCAUCUACCAGCUCAAGCUUUACUGCGACGAUGACUACCCGAGCAAGCCCCCGAGCGUGAAGUUCCAGUCAAGGAUCAACAUGACGUGCGUGAAUCAGGAAACUGGACUGAUUGACAGCAAGAGCUUUGCGAUGCUUGCGGACUGGAAGCCGGACUUCACGAUGGAAGAUGUGUUAACGCAGCUGAGAAAAGAGAUGGCCGCCAGCCACAACAAAAGAUUGCCACAGCCAGCCGAGGACAGCAUCUUCCUCUAGCCAGGAAAACACGCAAGUGCUCUUCGCAAACACCCGCUCGCUGCCCGGGAUCUUCUAGAAAUCUGACUCUUUGGCCCUUUUAUAUUAUUUCUCUCGCUUUCUCUCUCUCUGUGUUUCCCUGCGAAGAACACCACACCACCACCAGCACCACUGUGGCGAAUCAGAUCUUUUUGUGGGGAGGAAAAAGCCUGUCCUACAAACCAUACGACAAAUACCUCCUAUUUUA